AUGGAAAAAAUGAUGCCUUCUGAAGAAGAAGUUUUGCUCUUAUGCAAGAAAUACGACAAGAUGAAACCAACCGUUCACGAUGUCAUGAAAGACGCGGAGAAUCUCAACAAAAACUUUUCGUCCGCUGGCGUUUCUCUGAUCCUAGAGUGUAGAUUGCUAACUGCAGUUGCAAAUCAUCCUUGUUUUCUUCCCGAAAAUCCUCUUAAUGCUGAAGUACAAGUGAAUUCACUGCUCCCGUACCUGUCCUCUUCCUGCUCUUGGGUUCGAUCCAUGGCUUGCAGCCUUAUGAGGGUUUUUGCUUCGCGAUUGGAUCCCAAAGGUCAGCAAAUAGAAACACAAGGUGAGAAAAAUGAGACAGCUGAUGAAUAAGUCUUCAGGUUGUGUCAUUUACGUUAUAUCUGAGUGUGAACUUGUACCCCUCGUGGAGUGGUGGAAGUUUAAGGGCGAGAGGAGAGGCAAUACCACUGUUGAUAGUCUAAGAUUUUUAACGUGAGCUCUCCUCUUAUUUAAAAUAAUCUACAAGAAACAAUGGCCUUGUCGCAACCAGGCUGGCAAAAAUUGCAACCUUUUGUCUUUCAAAGUGUUAAGAUUUAAUCACAUCAUGGCAAUAUUUACCCAGAUUCCCACUAAAUGAACACCCAUUCCCCAAGGUAACUUAUUCCCACUCUAAACAUUUAUAGGACCAUUCACAUUUUCUUUUAUUUUUUUUUUCUGGUUCUUUGCUGUACUUUGAUAUAUUCAGUGGAAAUCAAGUCAUACCUUUUUGUAACACUGCAUGAUUAGUUUUUGCUUUUUGUUUUUGUCAUCUAGUCAUUAUAGUUUGCAAAAAUCUUCAGACAACUUAUGAGGAAUCUUUUGCGGUUAAGGAUACAAGGUCAGAGCUGUUUAUUUGAAAGAUUAUCAGCUUACUGUACAAUUGUGUAAGUCACAGAUGAUGUAAGCAACUCAAACAAAGCUAAUACAACCCACAGAUAAUUCAUCAACCUCUCCAAUUUUAGAAAUAACCCACAUGUUUUCUCCUCUGCUGUUACUGUCCUUCAAGAAAAUGACCUCACACAUUGACCUUGUUAACUUGGAAAAAGAUCAACCCUCAUGGACCAACAAAAUUCACAACUUUACCAUGAUUUCACUACCUUCCUGUGUCACUAUUUAACAAAGGCACUAAUUCCAUUCCUACUACAUUGUUAAUAUCCACUUGACAUAUUGGUGAGUUGUAACAUGUCAAUUACUGCUCCCCCUAUAUUUUACAUUAUACAGGUUUCAUCUUUGUCAAGUUAUAGCCUGUUCAUCACUUUGCUACAUCACCAUUUCCUGGGCAGCUCUCCUUCCCCUCAGUGCUAUAAAGUUUGUUCUCUUAACUUUGCAAACUGUUCUGAGCAUUCUGAACAAUCCAAGAGAGUGUACAAGUUCAUUUCUUUAUCAGGUAAGUUUUUGACAAAUUUAAAAAAAGUCAUGCAAAAUCAAUCUUUUAGAUUUAUUUAAUUACUCUACACUUUGAAAGCCUGGUACCCACCCCAAACUUCUUUUGCUUCAGGAGGCUUCAAAUAUUUAAUGCUUGAAUGUUAACUCACUGUGGCAAUCUUGAUUGCUAACGCAAGUGCAAUUCAUUUAGGACAAUAAUAGGCCCUUAAGAACUAGGCUAACAUCCUACAAACACCACAGGCCUGACUGGCUGGCAGUUUUGGGGGGCUCUAUGAAAACAAAGGUGACAGAGCCUUCGAAAUGAGUAGCCAAGCUUUAAGUGGAGUCUCAAGUUUUGCCACUCAGUGUCUCUAAGCUUACACAUAACCAACAGCUGAGAAAGCUCUAACAUUAAGCCACCUCUCCCCCCUUUCCUUCCUGUGGCUCCUUUGCAGACUAGAGGUUGAUUAAGACCAAAGGGGUGAGAGAAAACCAAAUGGUAAAAAACGGGGAUGACCACGGGAAGGAAAGGAUAAAAUACAUACAAAUGCACCAAAACUGUGAUAUAUAAAACUUUUAAAAGUCCAACUUGUGUACCAAUUUUCUAAAGAGUGGGCCAAACAUUUCUUGAAAUAUGCUCUUAUUCUCAGAUAGUUUAUAAUUAGACAGAACACUUUACAACCAUGGAAUAUCUCUAAUGUUACAGGUAGCUCUGGAUGGUCUUGGGAAGCUACUCAAGUGUCCUGCAACAUGGAAUGUUUUAUCAAUAUUAGAGAAACAAGAUACACUGACAAAAUAUAUGGGAAUAUUUCUUGAAAAGGAAAGAUCUACUGAUGAUGUCAAUAUAACUGCUCGGAUGCUGGAGGUUAUUGACGAUGCUGAUGUCCUUCAUGCCAUCCUGAAUUUACCAGAUAAACAUGUCGUUGGAAAAUUGGCCAAGUAUUUACUGGACCUCUUACCUCCCAUCACUUCAUCAGCUGGUAAGUCUAUGAUAAAAACAAGGUAAUUUUAUGUUAUCAACUGAGUUGAUAAAGUAAAUUGGCCACAGUAAAGAGUUUCAAAGUUGAUGUUUCAAGUGUUAGCCCCACUCAAUCACUCUGUUGAAGGGCUAAUGCUUGAAAUGUCAGUUUUAAAACUCUUACGAUGGCUGAUUUAUCUUAUCAACUUACUUGAUAAUACUAAAUUACCCUGUUAUAAUCUCUCACCAAUGCAGCACCAAAGUUAAUUUAGAAACUUAGCCCCUUUAAGAUAAAACAAGUCUUUGGUGAAGAUAUUAUCCAACCUAUAUAAUUACCACUGAGCAGAUUGAAUGCAAGGGAAUUCUUUGAGUAAAAGUAAUCUGGUUUUUUUGUCUUCUUACAGAAGCCCCACUCUUAGACCUCAGAUGGAAGUCCUUGAGUAUCAUUUACACAUUGCUUCAGCUGGCUAAAACUAAGGAACUCUCUCAACUGGAUGUUUUAUUUGACAGAGGGUGUUGUGAUACUGAAAAAGUUAACAGACUUUACACUGUAGUAAAAAGGAAAUUUCAGUUUGAGUAA
Molecule: messenger RNA, 2939 nt
Organism: Pocillopora meandrina
Lineage: Eukaryota; Metazoa; Cnidaria; Anthozoa; Scleractinia; Pocilloporidae
Source: the annotation of a GenBank genome assembly